Molecule: messenger RNA, 336 nt
Organism: Prunus armeniaca (apricot)
Lineage: Eukaryota; Viridiplantae; Streptophyta; Magnoliopsida; Rosales; Rosaceae
Source: the annotation of a GenBank genome assembly
AUGGGCUACAAGUUACAACAUGUAGUAGAGGAAGCUGAGGAGAUGAAAAUAGUGCCAACCUUGCCUGCAAUCCCUCAGCCACAAACACCACAGGAGCCUAUGGAGUUUUUGUCAAGGUCAUGGAGUCCUGACAAAUUCCCAAAAGCAAUUGUUGUGCCACAACUAACAGGAAAGAUUGUAAAGUCUGUUAAUAAUCGGAGAAUGAAGUCUAUGGGCAAAUGGUUCCACCAUAAGGAGUUCACUAGUAGCACAGUGAAGAAGAAAGAUAAGGAACGGGUAGAAAGAGCACGACUGCCGUCUCCAUUGCAGGAGUUGCUGCAGCCUUGGUUGCUGUAA